AUGACGACUGAAAAGAUGGAAAACACCCCAUCUUCUCACGCCAAGGCUAUACCUAAAGAUGGCGAAAUGGUCAGCCUUCGUGGUUUCGAUUUCGCCGCCGAGGAGGGCUUAAGCGAGACUCACCGAGGUCAACAGGUGCUGAAGAGAAUUGAUCGUUGCCUGAUGCCAUUGCUUCUCGUUUCGUAUAUGCUACAGUUUCUUGACAAGCAGUCCUUAAACUUUGCUUCGAUCAUGGGAAUCAUUGAUGACCUGGAUUUGGUCGGGUCCAGAUACAGUUGGUGUAGCAGCGUAUUUUACUUUGGCUACCUCGCUUUCAGCUACCCGGCCUCAUUCUUGAUGGUCCGCUUUCCGCUGGGCAAAUACUUGGCCGGUACAAGCCUUGUAUGGGCCGUCGUCCUCAUCUGUCAUGCCGCAGUACAAGACUUCAAAGGCCUUUUGAUCGCGCGAUUUUUUCUCGGUGCAGCAGAGGCAUCCAUAUCGCCAGGGUUCUCUUUGAUUACAGGAAUGUGGUAUAAGCGCGAGGAGCAGCCACUUCGACACGGCAUCUGGUUCCUUGGCAACGCUAUUGCUACCAUGUUUGGAGGACUGCUUGCAUUUGGGAUAUCACACAUCGGAGGAGCUCUUAGUCCUUGGAGAUGGCUCUUUAUCAUUUUUGGCGUCAUUACCCUUGUUUGGGCUGUCGUACUUAUAAUUUUCCUCCCAGACACCCCUGAGAAAGCACGAUUUCUCAACGAAGAGCAACGCAUCGAAGCCAUAAACCGAAUCCGAAGCAAUCAUACUGGCAUGAAAAAUAACACCUUCAAGUGGGAACAUGUCCGCGAGGUCUUGACAGAUCGCAACGUCUUGCUACUAAUGUUGUUUCAAUUUACGUUCAGCAUUCCAAACGGAGCUUACACAACGUUCAGUAGCCUUGUCAUGGCCGGUUUUGGAUUCACAAGGUUUCAAGUCUAUCUACUCAACAUCCCGAUGGGCGCGAUACUCGCCGUUUUCCUCAUUUCAUCGAGUUAUCUUUGUAGCCGAUUCAAUGGAUACAGAACUAUUAUUGGGUCAGCUCUUAGUUUGAUCAGUUUGAUGGGCUCGAUAUUGGUUCGUUACGGACCUAAUCGAGGUAGCCAGUUGCUUGGGCUCUUGUUGUUCGUCGCUUUUGCUGCUGGAUUUCCCAUUUGCCUUUCAAUGAUCUCUUCGAAUGUCGCUGGCUUUACCAAAAAGAGUGUCGCCUCGGCGAUGAUGUUCAUGGCAUACACUGCAGGAAACAUUAUUGGACCAUUUCUCUUCUUCCCACGCGAAGCACCAGAAUACGCGAGCGGCUUUUUGGCAACCACCAUUUGCUUUGGAAUUGCGUCGCUAACGAUGUUGGUUCUACGUGUCUCCCUGAUAUUGGAGAACCGGCGUCGCGACAGGCUUCAAGAAAAUAGCGCCUCACUACAGGAUGGACCAGAGUGGAAUGAGAUCUCAGAUGAGACUGAUGGACGAAAUCUGAAUUUCCGAUACGUCUAUUAA
Molecule: messenger RNA, 1500 nt
Organism: Ilyonectria robusta
Lineage: Eukaryota; Fungi; Ascomycota; Sordariomycetes; Hypocreales; Nectriaceae
Product: major facilitator superfamily domain-containing protein
Exons: 8
Coding region: 1-1500 (499 amino acids)
Biological process (GO): dipeptide transport; transmembrane transport; allantoate transport
Cellular component (GO): plasma membrane
Molecular function (GO): allantoate transmembrane transporter activity; dipeptide transmembrane transporter activity
Source: RefSeq, a predicted model, not a curated record